UGUACACUUAACAACUAACAAUCUGCUGUACAGUAAAUGAUGUGUCUUUUGAAUAAAAAAACGAGUACAGAUACUGUAGACACAUGUACACAUCCAAUAGAGCGAUUAUAAUAACAGAUCUGACCUGGUUCACAACCAGGUGUACAUGGGUGGGGUUCUGACGUCAGUGUUAGAGAAAGUAAAACUAAAGCGACAGAUGUCUUACCUAUCUAAACUGUCUUUCUUAAUUUAUAAACUGGAUAUUUCUUCAGUCAUUGUGAGAGUGAAGUCAACACAGCUGAUAUUCACUCACAGACCUAAACUGAUGAAGAAUCUUCAUCAAUAUCACCAAGAAGAAGAAGAAGAGCCAGGAGACUGAGUAUAAUUGAACCUCCAUUAAUGUCAUCCUCCACUAAUCAAAUGACUGAAGAGCUUCAGUGUUCGAUCUGUCUGGAUGUGUUCAAUGAUCCAGUCAGCACUCCAUGUGGACACAACUUCUGCGAGAUCUGCUUGAAGAAACACUGGGACAACAGUCAAGACUGCAGCUGUCCAAACUGUAGAGAAACAUUCACCAAGAGACCUGAACUCAAGAUUAAUACAACACUCAGAGAUCUUGUGGAUGAACAUAAGAAAAAAACUGAACAAAAACAACCUGAAGUCCUCUGUGACAUCUGUGAGGAAGUAAAGCUGAAGUCUGUGAAGUCCUGUCUGGUGUGUCAGAGCUCUUACUGUCAAACUCAUCUGGACCGUCAUUUGAGAGUGACAGGUUUACAGAAACACAAACUGAUUGAUCCUGUAAAUAAUCUGCAGGAUUAUAUAUGUCAGAAACAUGAGAGACCUCUGGAGCUCUUCUGUAGAGAUGAUCAGACAUGUGUGUGUCUCAUCUGUACUGUCACAGAUCACAAGAAUCACAACACUGUGACUGUAAAAGAAGAAAGAGAAAAGAAGAAGAUUGAGCUGUUGAAGACACAGACAGAUGUGCAGCAGAUGAUCCAGGACAAAAUCAAGAAUAUUCAAGACAUCAAACAUUCAGCAGAACUCAAAAGAUUGGAGCUCUUGAAGAUGGAGGAGAAGCAGACAUUAGAAGAAAAAGAGGAUGAAGAUCUCAUUAAAGAUCUGGAGCAGGAGAUCACUGAGCUGAAGAGAAGAAACUCUGAACUGGAGAAGAUCACAAACACUGAAGAAAAUCUACACCUCAUACAGGUAAAACAUCUAAAAGGUUGGAGAAGGCAGCAACAUUUUUCAUCUGCUCACCAUUUAAAACAUUUAAGACUUCAGUCCUCACGGCUGGUUGGGAGAAUCAGAUCUCAUUUAUGGUUUCUUGUUGUUCCUGUGGGAAUCUCCCUGCUGAUGCUCUACCUUACUUCUUCCACCGAUUUUCAGACUCUCAACAUUGAGAAACUCAAUGAACUUGUGUUUAAGAAGAUUCAGCAGUAUGCAGUGGAUGUGACUCUGGAUCCUGAUACAGCUUCACCAUAUCUCAUCCUGUCUGAUGAUAAGAAACAAGUGAGAGAUGGAAACAUGUGGCAUGAACUCCCAGACAACCCAAAGAGGUUUACUAUGUAUCAUAUUGUCCUGGGAAAUGAGGGAUUCUCAUCAGGGAGAUUUUAUUUUGAGGUUCAGGUGAAGGGAAAGACUGGAUGGGUUAUAGGUGUGGCCAGUGAAUCUGUUAACAGGAAGGAAUCGAUCACAAUGAAACCAGUAAAUGGAUUCUGGUCUGUAACUCUGAGGAAUGGGAAUCAAUAUAAUGCUAAUGCUGAUUUCUCUGUCUCUCUGUCUUUGAAAGUGAGUCCACAGAAGGUGGGUGUGUUUGUGGAUUAUGAGGAGGGUUUGGUCUCCUUUUAUGAUGUGGAGUCCAGAUCUCAUAUCUACUCUUUCACUGAUCAAUCUUUCAAUGAGAAACUCUAUCCAUAUUUUAACCCAGGUUCAAAUAUUUGGGGGAGAAUCUAAGAGCCAUUAACCAUCACACCUGUCAAUAACAAUCAGUAAAUUUGAAAACAAUGUAUGAAAUACUUGAAAAUAAUAUACUAGUCAACAUUUGAAGUGGAUCAAAAAAGUUUAUCAAAGUUGUCCUAAGACAAGAAUGGGUAUUAGGGAUUGGUUUUAUGUAAACUUUUUUGAAUGGUUUUGAUCCACUUCGAAUGUUGACUAGUGUACUUCUUGUCAUUUAAAAUAUGAAAACAUAAAAAUGAUACAUGCUACUUUUCAGAGUAUAACAAUUAUUUUGUCAUUUGAUGUCAAUUGCUGGAAUUACAGAUAUUCUCUUUAAUUGUAAGAAUAUGUAGGUGACAGAAGAGACUUCUGGAAAGGGAAUAGUGAGGUAUUUUUCAACAACUAUUUGUUCUGGUAUUUCAGUUAAUGGGUCAUAAUGGUGUGUGUUUAUGAAGCAUGUGUGAGCGCCAAACACGUUCUGUAUGAACUUCCAUUAAAAACUGCUGGUUUAAAGGUCUGUUUAGUCUAAUAUGUCACGAUCCUCAUCUGUCCUCACUAACCGGACUACAACUCCCAUCACCCUUUGCACCCUGUCAUCAAAUCAUUGAUUAUUGACUGCACCUGUUGAAUAGAGCAGCAAACCCGCUUUUGGACAUUUUUGAAUAAAACAAGGCAUCUUUUCUUCUUCGUUGGAUAACUCCUCUCUCUGGGGCUCUAGCAAAGGGUCCAUCGA
Misgurnus anguillicaudatus (oriental weatherfish) is the source of this 2644-nucleotide messenger RNA. NCBI's taxonomy places the organism in Eukaryota, Metazoa, Chordata, Actinopteri, Cypriniformes, Cobitidae. The record is from RefSeq and is a predicted model, not a curated record.